Argentina anserina (silverweed cinquefoil) is the source of this 1249-nucleotide messenger RNA. RefSeq lists its product as uncharacterized. The transcript has 2 exons. The coding region runs from base 11 to 1105 and encodes 364 amino acids. NCBI's taxonomy places the organism in Eukaryota, Viridiplantae, Streptophyta, Magnoliopsida, Rosales, Rosaceae. The record is from RefSeq and is a predicted model, not a curated record. Gene Ontology annotation, molecular function: nucleotide binding.
GAACCCAGAAAUGUCUGAGAAUCCAAAAAUACGUUUCGGCGUAUUAGGAUGUGCAAACAUAGCUAGAAAGGUAGCUCGCGCCAUAAACCUGGCACCCAACUCAACCCUGUACGCCAUUGCAAGUCGCUCCAUCGACAAAGCUCACAACUUUGCAGCCAACAAUGGGCUGUCCUCUCAGACCCUGAAAAUCUAUGGCAGCUAUGAUCAGCUGCUCGACGACCCAUGUGUCGACGUGGUGUACAUGCCUCUGCCCACUAGUCUUCAUCUUCACUGGGCUGUCUUGGCUGCCCACAACAAGAAGCACUUGCUCUUGGAGAAACCAGCCGCUCUUGAUGUGGGUGAGCUUGAUCAGAUUCUCCAAGCUUGCCAAUCCAACGGUGUGCAGUUCAUGACUGGCAGUAUGUGGCUGCAUCACCCUAGGACUGCCAAGUUGAAGGACUUUAUCUCUGAUUCCAAGCUCUUUGGCCGAAUCAACUACAUUCAUAGCUCGUCGACACUUUCAGGAACCAAAGAAUUUUUGGAGAACAACAUAAGAGUGAAACCGGAUUUAGAUGCUCUUGGAGCGCUUGGGGACUUAGGCUGGUACUGCAUUGAAGCCAUUUUGUGGGCUAAGGACUACCAACUACCUACUACAGUCACUGCUCUACCAGAUGUCACAAGAAACUCUGCAGGGGUCAUCUUGUCUUUCACCGCAUCAAUACAAUGGGAACCACUGGACCAAACCGUUGCGACAAUUCACUGUUCUUUCCUCUCCCACACGUCCAUGGACUUGUCUAUAUCUGCCUCUAAUGGUACUAUCCGUUGCAACGACUACAUAAUUCCGUAUGCGGAGAAUUAUUCUGCAUUUGAAUUCACAUCAGGUGCAAAAUUUGCAGAACUCCACAUUGGGUGGACUGUAGUACCUAAAGAAGUUAGAGUGGUUUCUCAGCUGCCACAAGAGGCCUUGAUGGUUCAAGAACUCACAAGGCUUGCCGAGGGCAUCAGGGAAUUUGGGUUUUCACCGGACAAAAAAUGGCCACAAAUUAGCAGAAAUACACAACUAGUAUUGGAUGCAGUGAAGAAAUCCAUUGAUCUUGGCUUUGAACUUGUAAGGGUGGGAUUCUGAUGGCUUUUGAUUACCUCAUGUUCUGGUAACUACAUGCUCAACAUCAUACAUUAGAUUCUUGAAGAUCGUUAAAUCUUGAUGUUCCUCUAGUACAAUCAAUAAGCAGAUAUAAAUCUUCUUUUACUAUAGUUUCAUUUAUUGAUG